Molecule: messenger RNA, 1221 nt
Organism: Talaromyces proteolyticus
Lineage: Eukaryota; Fungi; Ascomycota; Eurotiomycetes; Eurotiales; Trichocomaceae
Product: pyridoxal phosphate-dependent transferase
Exons: 5
Coding region: 1-1221 (406 amino acids)
Biological process (GO): biosynthetic process; amino acid metabolic process
Molecular function (GO): pyridoxal phosphate binding; transaminase activity
Source: RefSeq, a predicted model, not a curated record
AUGCUGUCACAAAGAGGACUCAAGAGUGCAACGAGUCAGGAUAUUCCUUGGCGAUUUGCACCUGGUGGUAACAAUCGCUAUGACUCUGUCACAAAUCCUUCGGGAGUAAUAUCAUUUGCAACAGCAGAAAACGUCUCGAUCCCGAGGGAAGCUUUCCUGUAUCGUUUCAGUACAAUGGGCGGACCUCGUUUCCCUAUUGCAAUGGCACGGCAUCUAAACGAAUACUUCCACCCAUUCAACCCUAUAAAACCCGAGCAAAUAAUCACCGCCUCCGGGUUGACUGCGAUCCAUGAGCUUGUUGCUUGUAGUAUCGGGAAUCCCGGGGACGGGAUACUGGUCAGUCGACCCGUUUACGGGCGGUUCGAGCUCGACUUCGGAAAUACCGCGGAUCUGAACAUUGUGUACGCCGAUAUGGACGGUGUAGAUCCGUUUGGAACAGAUGCGGUGCCCAAGUAUCAAAUUGCUUUAGAAAACGCGCUGAAAGACAAAGGAAUCAAGGUUAAAGCGCUACUGAUUGUGAAUCCGCAUAAUCCUCUUGGCCGCUGUUUCCCCCCUUCAUCACUACGUGAACUCAUGGGUUUCUGUCAAAGAAACUCGAUUCAUAUGAUAAGCGAUGAGGUGUACGGAUUAUCAGUUUACGGAGAAACAAACUCAAAUGACGAACGCUCCAUCGGCUUUUCGUCUGUUUUGUCAAUUGAUAGUACCGGAUUGAUUGAUCCAGAUCGAUUACAUGUGUUUUACGGAAUGAGUAAGGAUUUUGGCGCUGCCGGUCUUCGUCUUGGUUGCUUGAUCACACAGAGCACACUUUUGAGAAAAGCAGUUUCCUGUAACAUGCGAUUUCACAACCCAUCUGGCAUGUCAAUCGCAAUUGCUACAGCAAUUCUAGAAGAUCGGGAGUUUGUAAAGUCCUUCAUCAAUAUUUCCCGACAACUGUUGAAUGAAGCUCGACAGUGCACUUCACAGAUUCUAGACCGGGCUGGAAUAAAAUACCAUAGUGGAAGUAAUGCCGGCUUCUUCCUGUACAUUGACCUCAGUCCCUGGCUUGUAGACACGAGUGGUGAUUCUCAAGAUGAAAACGACGCCGAAUAUGCAUUGGCACAGAAGAUGCUAGAUGCAGGCGUUGGUAUUCAUCCAUGUGAGGAACAUGGCGAAUCCAAGGGCCACUUUAGGCUUGUAUUCAGUCAACAGAGGGAUAUUUUGGAGGAGGGACUCAGUCGGUGA